This is a messenger RNA of Hypoxylon fragiforme, 516 nucleotides long. RefSeq lists its product as uncharacterized. The transcript has 2 exons. The record is from RefSeq and is a predicted model, not a curated record. Bases 1 to 384 code for a protein of 127 amino acids. Lineage: Eukaryota; Fungi; Ascomycota; Sordariomycetes; Xylariales; Hypoxylaceae.
AUGCCUGUAGGAGGUCGUACGACGGGCGGCGCACAUAAAAAUAUCGACUUCAUGCUGCCGUUCGCGCGGGAGCGGAUGGACGCCGCGCUCGCGCAUCUCGAGCAGCUUUUCCCCUCCACUCCCCCCACCUCUGCCACCGCCAUAGUCGUCUUCCUCCAAGAAUGCCUGGAAGAAGACCUCGCGACGGUCCGUGAGAAGGCGUGGGUGCGGGACCGGUUCCACAUCACGGAUAUCGACGGCGCCAACUGGGCGAGCCACUACGGGACGACGACGCUGGUGGAUCGGCGCUUGGAUUUCGCGGAGUGCUUUCGGGUGCACUGUGAGCAGACGAAGUUUGGGCGCGAUGCGCUGUGUGCUGGUGUGCGGAUGGAGGAGCUGCCCUGAUCGAUUCUCGGACAGUCGUAACCUCAGCUUAUAUACCUAGGUAUGUUUAUCCAAAGCCGAGUGCCUCACAGAGACCAUCCCAUACAUAGGUGAGGGCGGGCUGGCAAAUCUUGUGUGCAACACAAAGAUUCU